Molecule: messenger RNA, 1406 nt
Organism: Gossypium raimondii (Peruvian cotton)
Lineage: Eukaryota; Viridiplantae; Streptophyta; Magnoliopsida; Malvales; Malvaceae
Product: mitochondrial outer membrane protein porin 4
Exons: 7
Coding region: 240-1061 (273 amino acids)
Biological process (GO): monoatomic anion transmembrane transport
Cellular component (GO): mitochondrial outer membrane
Molecular function (GO): voltage-gated monoatomic anion channel activity
Source: RefSeq, a predicted model, not a curated record
UCUCCAAUCAAAUCAAAGAUGCAUCACGCUUUUUAAGAAACUGACCUAAAACCUCGCCGUCUAUUGAGAGUCUGCACGCUUUGACCCUUCCGCUUUCAAAAAAUUUUCAACACACAAAAUUGGUUUUAACAAUUAAACACAAUCUAAAGCGGUGUUGGUAGCAGCCGCUGCACGGUUUCGUGGCUGAUCCUCUCUUCUCUCAAAUCUUUGUUGCUGUGGUUGAUUGCCCUUCUAUCAAGAUGGCUGGACCUGCACCAUUCGUAGAUCUGGGGAAAAAAGCCAAAGACCUCCUGACAAAAGAUUACAACUUUGACCAGAAGUUUACUCUUUCAAUGCUGAGCACCACGGGAAUGGGACUUACAGCCACAGGACUCAAGAAGGACCAAAAUUUUUUUGGUGACAUAAAUACUGUGUAUAAGAGUGGAAAUACUACUGUGGAUAUGAAAGUUGAUACCUAUUCUAAUGUGUCUACAAAAGUGACUGUCAAUGAUGUCUGGCCAUGUUCCAAAGCUGCUCUAAGUUUCAGGAUACCUGAUCACAAGUCUGGCAAGUUGGAUGUCCAAUAUCUUCAUCCUCAUGCUGCCAUUGAUUCUAGCAUUGGCCUGAAUCCAACUCCCCUAUUGGAGCUUUCAGCAACAAUUGGCAGCAAGGAGCUUGCUUUGGGUGGUGAAAUUGGAUUUGAUACAGCUUCUGCUUCUUUUACCGAGUACACUGCUGGGAUCAACUUGAACAAGCCAGAUUUCUCUGUUGCUCUUUUGCUGACUGAUAAAGGUCAGGCAUUGAAGGCAUCUUAUAUCCAUUCUGUCAACCCCUUCACUUGUGUUGCCGCUGAAAUGGCUCAUAGAUUUUCCACCUACGAAAACACUUUCACCAUUGGAAGUUCUCAUGCUGUGGAUCCUUUUACCGUGGUAAAAACACGGUUCUCUGACAAUGGAAAGGUUGCAAUGCUGUGCCAACGUGAAUGGAGGCCCAAGUCACUUGUAACAUUUUCGGCAGAGUAUGAUUCAAAGGCCAUAAAUGCAUCCCCUAAGAUGGGGCUUGCCCUUGCUCUCAAGCCUUGACGGGAAGGUCUCAUUUUGGAUUCCGUAUUUUUAAAUUUUGAUUUGACCUUUUCCCCGAACCCUUGGGAGAGUUGUUAUUCACCCAGAUUAUUUUGUAUCGAAAGAUUAUAAAAGAAAAUUGUUCAGAUACUGAGUUGAUGAAUGUUUUCACCAGAACAAUGGUGGGAGAAUUGAACCCAAAUUUGCCAAAAUUUUAUGAGGAUAACAGCACAGCAGUUUUUGUUGCUGAAUGCUUCUAAUGUUCAUGUCGUAUGAUAGUAGGGGGUGUUUCCCCUAAUGUUGUAUUGAACAUCCCAGAUUUGUGGUCAACAAUGCCUUAUUGAAGUAACUGCCUUUUUCUUUACA